UAAAUUUAAUUUCAGUUGUUUAAAAAUUAGCUAAAUGCAGUUCAAUUAAGAAGGUUUUUCAUCAAGGACAGUUCUGCAAUUCCAUGCUCUGCCAUUGAGUUUCAGACAGAUGAUGACUGAUUUUUGUUUCCAUCUUUAGAUGACACAAACAGAUGUUAAUGGCCCAGAACUGAAAAGGGUGUUCAUGCAAAACCAAAGGAAACGAUGAGGAACGUGCCACACACUCGUCUGGCAGAUGAUACUGACAUCAAGGAAAUCUAUACAUUUGAAAAGAAAUUGGGUCAGGGUGGCUUUGGGACCGUCUUUGCAGCCACCCACAUUGAGAAACAAACUAAAUGGGCUAUUAAAGUGAUUUGCAAACCAGAGCCAGGCAAUCCAAAAGUUGAGUUCCUGGAUCGGGAAGUAAGCAUCCUCAAAGAAGUGAUUCAUCCUCAUAUAAUACAUCUCAAGGAAGUGUUUGAAACUACAAAGAAAAUUUAUUUGGUUACUGAGCUGUGCAGUGGUGGUGAACUUAAGAAAGUGCUGGAGGAGAAGAUUUAUUUUACUGAAGAUGAGACAAGGCACAUCAUCGGCAGCUUAACUGAUGCUAUGGUUUACCUGCACAAGAAUGACAUAGUUCAUCAAGAUCUGAAACUUCAGAACAUUCUUGUGAAAAGGCCUCUCAGUGGAGAUAAGGACAUGAUUGACAUCAAGGUGUCAGACUUUGGCUUAUCAGAAAAGAUGGGUGGUACUGUUGAGAAUAUGCUGUCAGGCACCCGUGGAACUCUUAUGUACAUGGCACCUGAAAAGAUGAAAGAACAGCCUUUCAGCAAGCAGUGUGAUUUGUGGAGCAUAGGAGUCAUUAUGUACAUGUUACUAUGUGGGGAGCCACCGUAUCGAUCCACUCAAAAGGAACCGCUACUUAAGGAGAUAAGUGAGCAAAAAGUCAAAUUUACUCAUUCCAUCUGGAACACAGUCAGUGAUGAAGCAAAAAAUAUUUUGACUUCCCUUCUGAAGGAAGACCCUGGGGACCGCUUAUCAGCUGGUCAGCUACUGGACAGCCCAUGGAUUACAGGUGAGAAUCGUAUGUUGGCAAUGCAGCCCAAUUCAGUGGUGAUGAUGAACCAGGAGCUCUUUUAUCUUUCUAUCUUUUGCCUCCUCUAG
Messenger RNA from Thalassophryne amazonica, 1143 nucleotides. RefSeq names its product serine/threonine kinase 33 (gene stk33). Gene Ontology annotation, molecular function: ATP binding; protein kinase activity. Gene Ontology annotation, biological process: protein phosphorylation. NCBI's taxonomy places the organism in Eukaryota, Metazoa, Chordata, Actinopteri, Batrachoidiformes, Batrachoididae. The record is from RefSeq and is a predicted model, not a curated record.